Molecule: messenger RNA, 952 nt
Organism: Diachasma alloeum
Lineage: Eukaryota; Metazoa; Arthropoda; Insecta; Hymenoptera; Braconidae
Product: protamine-like protein
Exons: 3
Coding region: 161-862 (233 amino acids)
Biological process (GO): nucleosome assembly
Cellular component (GO): nucleosome
Molecular function (GO): DNA binding
Source: RefSeq, a predicted model, not a curated record
AUUACACGUACAACUGUUCAUUCCCCCCACAAACAGAAAAAUCGAGAUAUUCACCCACCACCAACCACAAACCACCAGUAAAACUUUCACCCAGGAAUAGUAGAUCCUCCCAAAUCUCCAGUAAUUUGAUUCAAUUACCGCGCCAAAGCCCGAAUAAACAAUGGUCAACCUUCCGAGAAAAUCCCUGAGCCUAGUGAUUUCAGCGAUAAAGAACAUGCAGGAGAGAAAAGGUUCGAGUUGCCGGGCGAUAGUAAAUUACAUCUCAUCCCUGUGCGACGUACCCCGAGAUAUCGCUCAGCGUCAGGUGUUGACAGCCCUAAAACGCGGUACAAUGCACGGCAUUUUACGGGAGACAGAUGGGCACUACAGUCUACCAACGGGCGCAUCGAACGAGUGCCUUGAGGUGGCUGCACAGGAAUUGGGGCUGUUGGAUCUCUCCUGUCGGAAGCGAAAACAAGAGGCGCGGAAGCGCAAGAGUGCGAAGGGAUGUGGCGGGGGCAAGAAGAUGCGGCGGAAGAAGUCGCGGAGGGGACGGAGUCGCAAGCGGAAAGCGUCUAAGAGCAGGAAGGCAAGAGGAUGCGGCAGUGCACGCAGCAAGAAGAGGGGGCGGGGCCGGAAGAGGAGCAAGAGGCGCAGCAGGAGGGGCAAGAGCAAGAGUAGGAGCAAGAGCAGGAGCAAGUACAAUUGCGGGACGGGCAAGUCGAAGAGGAGCAAACGGCGCAGGAGUAAGAGGAAGGGAAAGAAGAUCAAGUCGUGCGCAUGCCCGCCGAAGGGCGAGCCCAGAGCGCCGAAGAGCGAUAAUAAGAGCAAGUGCGCGCUGAAUUUUGUUGAGUAUAUUGGGAAAAAGGAUUUGGACACGUGACAUGCAGGGAUUUUUCAUUUUUAUUUUUAGUAAUUUUGAUAAAAAUGUGAGGAAUUCGGUUGAGAAAUAUAUGAGGGCUUGAGGAAUUGA